AGUUGACGGUACCAACAUGGCGCUGAGGUUAAAAGCAAUGUUCCAUCCUAAUAUUCAACAGUCCGCGAUUGUUGAGGGGAUAAAGUCACGUCGGUGCCGCGUUUUAUCAACGCCUUUAAAGAUUUAUCGUGUCACUUAUGAACUACUACUACUACUACUACCACUACUACAUCUCUUAUAUUUAUUUACUUUCCGAGUUUAACGGCAAGUAAAAUCGUACAUUGACGAGUUCACUUAUACUUCGCUUUCAAUGAAAAUUAUUUACACGAAAACAGUGACGGCAAUCACAGUAUAAACGUGCAGUAAAUUAAGUAUAAGAAGAUAAAUAAUAUUGAGAUUAACGUAACGAUAAAAUAAAUUAAUAAGUGUAUUAGAUGUGUUGUGAGUUUUAAUUACUUUCAAACGGAAAUAUUAUCAAGAAGCAGAUAAUUAGGAACACUUUAAGCGUUUGUCGAGUGAUUGAGUUGAGACAACCAACGAAUUUCUGCUCGACAGAAUGUCAAUUGUAAUGCAGUAUGUAGACCGAUUCCAUGAAAUACUGGACAAAAAUGCGGAUACUCGGACGACCAAUUGGUUUUUAAUGCACUCACCUUUUCCGACAUUCUUUAUAUGUCUGUCUUAUAUUUAUAUCGUGAAAGUAUUAGGGCCAAAAUUAAUGGAAAAUCGUAAACCAUUUGAAUUGAAGAAAGUUUUAAUUGCCUACAAUUUAUUUCAAGUUGUAUUUUCAGCAUGGUUAUUUUACGAGAGUCUGAUGGGAGGCUGGUGGGGCCACUAUAGUUUCCGUUGUCAACCAGUGGACUAUACUGACAAUCCAAUCGCGAUAAGAAUAGGAAUGUCCGGAUGGCUGACGGGAGAUUACUCACUAAAGUGCCAACCUGUAGACUACAGCGACCGACCUCAAGUACUGAGGAUGGUCCAUGCUAGUUGGUGGUACUAUUUCUCAAAAUUCACGGAAUUUUUUGAUACCUUCUUCUUUGUUCUUCGAAAAAAAAACCGUCAUAUCUCAACUCUUCACGUAAUUCAUCACGGAUGUAUGCCAAUGUCAGUAUGGUUUGGAGUCAAAUUUACUCCCGGAGGCCAUUCAACUUUCUUUGGUUUACUCAACUCCUUUGUCCACAUUGUCAUGUACUCUUACUACCUCCUAGCAGCUCUUGGUCCCCAAGUACAGCCUUAUCUUUGGUGGAAAAAAUACCUCACAGCCUUUCAAAUGAUACAGUUUAUCGCUAUUAUGAUUCAUGCAUUCCAAUUACUAUUUAUCGAAUGUAAUUAUCCAAAAGCUUUUGUAUGGUGGAUUGGACUUCACGCGGUCAUGUUUUUGUUUUUGUUCAAUGAAUUUUACAAGCAAAGUUACAUUGAUAAGAAAGCACACCAACAGGCCAAGGAAGCAAAAAUGGUUAAAACUAACGGUACCGCGGGCAGCCACAUGGAAAAUGGUCUGUCCAAUGGCGAGAAGCAUACAAUUUCCAAUGGUAGUUCACAAGUGAAUAGGCGAGAUACUACAAGCUAUCAUUCAAAAGAUAAGAGUACUGCUGAAAAUUAUAUGAAUCUUCGAAAACCAUACAAAAGUGUAGAAUGACGUGAAUGCUACAAUGGGAAAAUUAAAAAAAAAACUAUUUUUAUAAAUCGAAAAAAAAUAUAAACUAUGAAUUCUCAUCUACAAUUUAUCGCUCAAUUUUUUCCGGUCAAAUCACCGGAAAAUUAUGGUGUCGACGCUUCUUUAUCUUUUAUUACAUCGAUGCCAAGAGGGAAGAGUUUUGCAGAGUUAUGUCUGAAAACAAACAUUUUUUUUUUUUUACUUUUAAAUUAUUUAUGUGCAUUUUUUAAAAAGGGAACAAUGGAAAAGCUAAGUUAACAUUGGCUCGUUAAAGAUUAUUUGAAUAAAUGAAUUCUUCGAUGCAUUUAAGUUUUUUAGGUUGUAAAAAUCCGUUAUACAGGAAAUAGAAAAUUUAAAAAAAAUUUGUAGGUUAUAUGGAAGUAGUUCUAUUAAUUAAUUUUUAUAAUUGUAAAGGAAAGAAGAAAUGUAAAAUAUUGAACGUCGAACAUUUACUGACACCAAAAUGACAAAGUAAAAAAACUGUAUAUAUAUAGAUAGAUUUUUUUCAAUAUUAUGAAUACGAAAGUAAGAAAAGUGUAAUUUAAUAUCGAUGAUAUUUGUUAUUAAGAGUAUCUGAAAAUCUUAACUUUUUUAAUUUAUAUGAAAAAAAAAAUAA
Microplitis mediator is the source of this 2210-nucleotide messenger RNA. Its product is annotated as elongation of very long chain fatty acids protein AAEL008004. Gene Ontology annotation, biological process: fatty acid elongation, monounsaturated fatty acid; fatty acid elongation, saturated fatty acid; very long-chain fatty acid biosynthetic process. NCBI's taxonomy places the organism in Eukaryota, Metazoa, Arthropoda, Insecta, Hymenoptera, Braconidae. The coding region runs from base 497 to 1576 and encodes 359 amino acids. Gene Ontology annotation, molecular function: fatty acid elongase activity. The record is from RefSeq and is a predicted model, not a curated record. Gene Ontology annotation, cellular component: endoplasmic reticulum membrane. The transcript is spliced from 8 exons.